GAGGGAGGAAGAGGAGGGAGAGGGGCGAUGGAGAAAGUAGGGGGGUGGUGGAGGAAGGCGGCAGUGGUGCUCCUAACCCUUGAUCUUGGCUUGUUAACCCUUUCUGAGCUUCCCUUUAGCGGGGGGAUGAGGAUGGUCGGCUGUUUCCACAUUUAGGGGCAGAGCUGGGUGAAGGGUGGUGUUAAGUGCUCGAGGGUCACGCGCGGGUGGCUUUGCCGCGGUGGUGGCAGCGGUGGCAGAGGCGACACCGCUGGAGGCGGCGGAGGGACGGGCCCACCAACGCUGCAGGCCGGUCAUCAGUUGGGUCAAAGAUGGAGCUACUAGCCAGGCCUGAGACCUGAGCCCCUGGACACCAUGUUUCUAUUUUCUGCUUCUGUGAAAUUGCCUCUUCUACAUACCUCAUGCACCUCCGCUGAGCUUUUAAACCAAGUCAUUGGGACUUAGCGUCUUUCUACCCGGCAGGGAAAGGAGGAGUUGGCAAGAAUUUGGCUCACCCAUUCCCCCUGCAAUCCUCCAGCGUCGCGGAGCACUAGACAUCUACCAUGACUGACACCGUGUUCAGCAACAGUUCUAACCGUUGGAUGUACCCCAGUGACCGGCCCCUUCAAUCAAAUGAUAAAGAACAGCUCCAGGCAGGCUGGUCCGUCCACCCCAGUGGUCAGCCUGACAGGCAGAGGAAGCAGGAAGAGCUGACUGAUGAGGAGAAAGAAAUCAUCAACAGGGUGAUUGCUCGAGCUGAGAAAAUGGAAGAGAUGGAGCAGGAGCGAAUCGGACGCCUGGUGGACCGCCUAGAAAACAUGAGGAAGAACGUGGCUGGGGAUGGGGUGAACCGCUGCAUACUGUGUGGAGAACAGCUGGGGAUGCUGGGCUCUGCCUGUGUAGUAUGUGAGGACUGUAAGAAGAACGUCUGCACCAAGUGCGGAGUGGAGACCAACAACCGCCUGCAUUCUGUGUGGCUCUGCAAAAUCUGCAUUGAGCAGAGGGAGGUGUGGAAGCGUUCUGGAGCGUGGUUCUUCAAAGGCUUCCCCAAACAGGUCCUCCCACAGCCUAUGCCUAUAAAGAAGACCAAGCCCCAGCAGCCUGUCAGUGAGCCUGCUGCCCCUGAACAGCCUGCUCCUGAGCCCAAGCACCCUGCCCGGGCUCCAGUUCGAGGUGACAGUGAAGAUAGGAGGGGCCCGGGUCAGAAGACAGGCCCUGACCCGGCCUCUGCUCCCGGGCGAGGAAACUAUGGGCCUCCCGUGCGCAGGGCCUCCGAGGCACGAAUGAGCUCAACUAGCCGGGAUUCAGAGAGCUGGGACCACAGUGGGGGUGCUGGAGACUCCAGCCGGAGCCCAGCAGGUUUGAGACGGGCCAACUCAGUCCAGGCCUCCAGACCUGCCCCAGGCGCGGUGCAGAGCCCAGCGCCACCUCAGCCUGGGCAGCCAGGGACCCCAGGAGGAAGCAGACCGGGUCCUGGGCCAGCAGGACGCUUUCCAGAUCAGAAGCCAGAGGUGGCUCCGAGCGACCCUGGGACCACUGCCCCACCCCGAGAGGAGAGAACAGGGGGAGUCGGGGGCUACCCAGCAGUUGGAGCCAGAGAGGACCGAAUGAGCCACCCCUCUGGACCCUAUUCCCAAGCAUCUGCAGCUGCCCCCCAGCCUGCCGCAGCCCGCCAGCCACCACCCCCAGAGGAGGAGGAAGAGGAAGCCAACAGCUACGAUUCGGAUGAAGCAACCACCCUGGGUGCCCUGGAAUUCAGCCUUCUCUAUGACCAAGACAACAGCUCCCUGCAGUGCACCAUCAUUAAGGCCAAGGGCCUGAAGCCCAUGGAUUCAAACGGCUUGGCUGAUCCCUACGUUAAGCUGCACCUCCUGCCGGGAGCCAGCAAGUCCAACAAGCUUCGUACAAAAACUCUGCGGAAUACCCGGAACCCCAUCUGGAAUGAGACCCUCGUGUAUCACGGCAUCACCGAUGAGGACAUGCAAAGGAAGACACUCAGGAUCUCCGUCUGUGAUGAGGACAAAUUUGGCCACAAUGAAUUUAUUGGUGAGACCAGAUUCUCCCUCAAGAAACUGAAGCCCAACCAGAGGAAGAAUUUCAACAUUUGCCUGGAGCGAGUGAUUCCUAUGAAACGUGCUGGGACCACCGGGUCAGCCCGAGGCAUGGCCCUUUAUGAGGAGGAGCAGGUGGAGCGUGUUGGUGACAUCGAGGAGCGUGGCAAGAUCCUGGUCUCCCUCAUGUACAGCACACAGCAGGGAGGCCUCAUUGUGGGCAUCAUACGCUGCGUGCACCUGGCUGCCAUGGACGCUAAUGGCUACUCAGACCCAUUCGUCAAGCUCUGGCUGAAACCGGACAUGGGAAAGAAGGCCAAACACAAGACUCAAAUUAAAAAGAAAACCUUGAAUCCCGAAUUCAAUGAGGAGUUUUUCUAUGACAUCAAACACAGUGACCUGGCAAAGAAGUCACUGGACAUUUCAGUCUGGGACUAUGACAUCGGCAAGUCCAAUGAUUACAUCGGAGGCUGCCAGCUGGGGAUCUCUGCCAAGGGAGAGCGCUUAAAACACUGGUACGAGUGUCUGAAAAAUAAAGACAAGAAGAUAGAGCGCUGGCACCAGCUACAGAAUGAGAACCACGUGUCAAGUGAUUAGGCUAGUGCCCAGGUCCCCAACUCCAUGUCCCGGGUUCCCCCCAGCCUGCUCUAGCUGCCCACCGCACCCUGAUCUCUCUUCUCUAUGCCUACCUCCCCCCAUACCCUGCUGAUCUCCCUGAGCCUGCCUUUGAGCCCCCGUCACGUUGGGCACUGCUGCCAAAGACUCCCUCCUCCCUGAUGCUGGGAUGUGGGCUCUGAAUACAGCCCCUCUCUCAUCCCUGGGAUGGAGCAAUGGGGAUGGGGUUGGGGAGACGUUUACAAAGAGGUUGAUCAUUUAAUAACCUCUCAGUCUGGGUAAAUUACAAAGGUUCUUCAUCAUUUAGCACUGUUUUUAGACCCUCCUAGCCUUGAACACACACAUGUACACACACACAUACACACACACACACACACCCUUUCAUUCCCUGUGUUGUGUCUCUGUAUAUCCCCAGUUGUCAGCAGACCCGGACAAUGCUGUGAGAGAAGCAUUGGGGCAGAAAUAGAGCCUCCGGGCUCCCACUGCCCCCUGAGAUGUACACCCUGAUUGCCAGGAAAACAGACUGCUGUGUUCAGUAACACACCCUCCCUGCUCCAAGUGCACCAGGAUGCAAAUGCACAGAAUUCACCAGGGGCUUGGACGCUCUCCUCUUUCCGAAUGUCACCUGUGUGCUUCCUAGCAAAACAAAAACAAACGACAACAACAAAAAACCCUUCCUCUGUCACCUUUUCUCCUCCUCCCUCUUCCUUCCCUUCCAUCAUAAUAGAUUCUCUCUUUCUCAGCCUCUCCCCUCUCCUUUCUCUCCCUGCCUUUCUUCCCUUUGCCUUUCUCUCUCUCUAAAGCAGUAACACCGCAAAAACAACAGCAAAAAAAGUGUAUGUUAACCUAGCCUCACCCCCUUGCUCUCACCAGCCUGACCAGGAAACUGAGAAACUGGCCCAAACCUGAGACUCCACUUGGGCCCACGCUUCUUCACUGACCCACUCCUCCCGUUGGCAGAACCAGACAUUCGCAGGGCUUGGGCCAAUGGCUGGCACUGCCCUGAGUGCAUGGCAGCAUCCCUCAAGCUGUGUAGAUGCCCCAUAGAGGGCUCUCUCAUCCGUGGGCUCCCCGGGUGGGCACAGAGGCAUUUAGAAGGCCGGGGCCACGGGUCUGAGGAAGCCUCAUCCAAAGCCUCCAGCCUUUCUCCUUUCUCCGCUCUUAGGUAAAUGAACAAGCUACCCUCCUCCCCAAUGCCCUUGACUCUGUUUCACUGACUCUUUUGCAUCCCAUCUCUCACUCAGAACCCCCUCCAGUCUCUCUGUCUCUCUUUGUCUGUCUCUCUGUCUCCUGCACUCUCAUUACUAAGCUUCCUGGGAGAAUCAAAUAAUAUCAUGGCUAUGGAACAGUAGAGAGAGACAGGCCUGAUGCCAAAGGCUUUGGGCUCAUCAUCAAUCUUUCACUUUCUUCCUAUAAAAAAAUUAUUUUAUAAAGGAGGAAAAGGCAAUGUGGGCAAACAUUACAAAUUUGAGGUUGAAGUCAGGCAAUCUUCAAUGCCCUGUGAGAAAGGUUCGAUUUUCCCAAUUUCGAUGAAGUCUUCCCUCAUGAAAAUCACUCCCAGUCAUCCCAAACCCCUGACAUUCUCUACAGAAGCAUCAGACAGACACUCAAACUCUCACUUUCCCCAAAUCACAUCUCUUAACUUUUCAACGCCCUCCACCGUCAGCUCCCUGCACAAUUCAUGGGAGGACUCAUUUCUUGCCUUGAAUAACCAUUUUCUAAACAUCGAGCUCUUCACCUUCCCCAAGGUGGCCAACAGCUUCCUGGCUGCCAUCUUUCCUUUUGACCUUAUCUUUCCCCAUUAGUCCCUGGUGGCACCUACUCUCAGCCCACCUCCCUCACCACAGUUUCCCCUUAGGAGACAGCAUGCUGGCUGUGUCGCCCAAGCCUGAUGCUGGUGUAGGCGCUGGAAUCAGCAUGCAGCAAGCUCACAGUGCCCCUAGUCUGGGUGCCCGCUGUCCCCGACAAAUGUAACCACCUCCCUGCCUAGAAUACACACACGUCCUCCGGUGCAUGCACAACCACCCAGCAUCUUUCUUUGUGAUGAUGUAGCCAAAAAUAAAGUAGGAACAUCCAGGAAAACGA
Messenger RNA from Gorilla gorilla gorilla (western lowland gorilla), 4730 nucleotides. It is a transcript of the gene RPH3A, whose product is annotated as rabphilin 3A. Gene Ontology annotation, biological process: spontaneous neurotransmitter secretion; intracellular protein transport; regulation of calcium ion-dependent exocytosis. The transcript is spliced from 24 exons. Gene Ontology annotation, molecular function: small GTPase binding. NCBI's taxonomy places the organism in Eukaryota, Metazoa, Chordata, Mammalia, Primates, Hominidae. Bases 543 to 2627 code for a protein of 694 amino acids. The record is from RefSeq and is a predicted model, not a curated record. Gene Ontology annotation, cellular component: extrinsic component of synaptic vesicle membrane; postsynaptic membrane; synapse.